Molecule: messenger RNA, 2805 nt
Organism: Haemonchus placei
Lineage: Eukaryota; Metazoa; Nematoda; Chromadorea; Rhabditida; Trichostrongylidae
Source: the annotation of a GenBank genome assembly
AUGGCAACCGAGGCAGACCGUCUGGACGAGGAGAUAUGCAAGGAAGCUUCCAGUUUCACGAAAAUCUUCUACGAUGCUAUGGACAGAAAACGUGACAAAAUCAAUUAUCUUUACUGCGAAAGCGGAUCAACGCUGGUUUGGAACGGAAACGCCGUAUCAGGCUGCGAUAAUAUAUUCAAGUUCAUAUCGUCAUUACCGGAAACUGACCAUCAUUUGGUAUCUGUGGAUGUUCAACGAGUGAACGCAGGCCUUCCUGGCUCUCCUGAUCUACUUACUGUGACGACCGCAGGGACAGUCACGCUAGGCGGAACUGUACAUGCUUUCACACAUACAUUCAUUCUGAUGGUUGAAGAUGGAAAGUACAAGACUGUGGAACUUUUAGCAUCAAAAGCUGCCACUUAUGGCUUGCCGCCUGAAGCUGAUGACUUCACAGACAAGGAAGAAGCGGCAUGUGUAACAGGUGAUUCUGUGCUAGCUAGUGCAUUAUGUGCUACUGUUCGAGAAGCUCGAAAUAUGGAGCUACCGCUCGUAGAAAAGCAGGAAGCACCAGAGGUGGUGGCUCUUCGCUCAAACAUGCAACGAUUGCGUCUUCUCAAAGAACGAAUGAACGUUUGCACUAAGACUAUGGCAGAAUUGCGCACAUCAUAUGCUAGCGUAACAGCUCGCACAUCCAGUCUUCAUGAUGCUUGCGAUCGUGCUCUAGCAUAUCAAACAGCGCUGGCUGCGGGAGCUGAGCAGAUCCGAACGAAUUUGCACUUUUUCAAGCAGGCCGAUAUUAUAAUGAAGAAGCUGAAUAACACGACGAAAAUCUCUGUGACCGGUCAAAUGUUCACUGGUAUCCUUGCCACGAUCGACGAAUGUCUAACAUUUCUUCGUCAGCAUCCUGAAUAUAAGGAGUCUGCUGCAUAUAUCGUGAAGUACGAACAGUGUCUCAGCAGAGCUAUGACGUGGAUUCGCGUUGGAGUUAUGGCAGAUAUCGAAGCUUCUGUGAAUGAUGUUAGAGAUCGGCAGUCCCAAUUACAGGUAGAUUACGCUAAAUUGGGUCGAGGAGGAGCUGAUGACGAUACUUUCGCUUUACUUUAUGGUGUGUUUGCUACUCGAGCCAGUUCCGUGAAAGCCGCUUUGUCGGUUGCUGAGCAGAGAUUUGCUCAGGUCCCAGAGUUUCAAGCGAUGUUAGCUGAAUGCCAACAGGCGUAUUUCAAGACGAGGCAGCUACUUUUGACGCCCAUUAUUCAGGCUACUCUAGCUCACAUGUCUACGAAUACAUAUGCUGACUCUUCGUGUGCGCUGACACGAAACAGUUGCUCUUUCAUAUUGGGCCUAUGUGACGACGAAUUUCGGCUUUAUCGGCAGUUCUUCUCGACGGGUCAGGGUUCAGGCAGUCCUUCAUCCCGUUUUAGUCUACGACAUAGCCCUGUUUCUACAACGGGAUCGGUACGCACACAAUUUUCAGAUACGCCACAUCCGUUUGAAGAGUUCAUAGAGUCCAUCUGUCGGUUAUUAUAUGAUAUUUUGCGCCCUAUUGUGAUUCACAACCCCCAUUUAGAGACCUUGGCCGAGUUGUGUAGUAUUCUCAAGGUAGAAAUGAUCGAGGAAAGGUGCUCCAUACUUCCAGCAGUUGUAGCAGAAGAAUGUGUGUCAUUUGAUCCACGAGCGGGCUUUGUGCAUGUUAUAGGUGAACUUGUUGGAGAUGUAGCAGAGAGGAUUGUUUACAGAGCCGCUAUGUAUGGUCAAAGUGAUAUUGCUGGUUACAAACCAGCGGCAGGAGAUUUGGCUUAUCCGGAAAAAUUGGAGAUGAUGAAAAGCAUUGAGCAGGCCAAAAAGAAGGAAGAAGAGGAAAAAGCUGAGAAGCAGGAAGGGGAUGGUGAAGGCAAUGGACGCAAAGGAUCAUCAUCAUCUCGAACAGUUCCCGCUCCAAUAUCAGCCGUAGAUCUACAUUGUCUUUGGUACCCGACAGUUCGCCGAACUGUCAUGUGUCUUGCUAAGUUAUACAGAUGUCUCGAUGUGGCCGUAUUCCAAUCGCUUGCCCGUGACCUAUUGUCAAUGUGCAUCGAAUCUUUGGAGGCGGCAGCUCUACACAUCGCUGCGUCACCCUCCAAAAAGGCUGGUCAUACUAAGAAGUUGGAUGCCGAGUUGUUCUUAGUCAAGCAUUUGCUUAUUUUAAGAGAACAGACUGCUCCCUAUAGGCAGGCAGCGCAUAGAGCUGAUGCAACACUACCUACUCUCGAUUGCUCUAUAGAUUUUGCUCGAAUGAAGAGCUCAUUCUUUGAUGAUAAAAGCCGAUGGUUCGAAUUGAGCUCAAACAACGCCUUUUUGGAAUUGCUGUUUUCGGCUAGUUUGAUUACAAUUUUGUUGGUGCCUAUCCAUGUUUCUGAACAAAGUUGUGAUACACGCCGUGUGAUCGACUCACAGCUACGAACUCGAUGCAAUCAGUUGAUCAGCACUAGUGCGGAAUUCAUCGUUGGGCCGUUGUUGAAAUGGGUGGAUUUCGCAGAAGACGAACUGUUGAAACCUGAUUUCGAUCUCAAGAAACAUCCGGAUCUAGCGCCUUCAAAGCUUAACGAUCUAUCGAAAGUUGCUGUAAAAGCCCUUUCGCAUGCUUGGCCCGAGCUAUGUGCCACGUACUCGUUGUACAUCGGAGUUGCUGAGACUGAGGCAAUUCUUCUAUCGCCUGUACGGAAACGAAUUGCAGACACGUUUGCAAGAGCGCUGGCAUUUGCUACGAGAGCAUACGAUGAGGAAGGAAGGAGUAUUGCGGCAGUACCUACAGUACAACAUGUAUACUUGUUACUAAAUAAGGAAUGA